Molecule: messenger RNA, 9929 nt
Organism: Paecilomyces variotii
Lineage: Eukaryota; Fungi; Ascomycota; Eurotiomycetes; Eurotiales; Thermoascaceae
Exons: 3
Coding region: 1-9684 (3227 amino acids)
Biological process (GO): fermentation
Cellular component (GO): membrane
Source: RefSeq, a predicted model, not a curated record
AUGACCAACCACUUGACGGCGGAGCCCCUAACGUCUGGCCCAACUUUCAACUGGUUUUUCCUGGUUGAGCUCAUUGUCUCCGGCGUUCUCUCCUUGUUCUUCCUGUUCUACUUCAAUCGCCUUUUCGCGACCCUCGUCUCCUAUGGUAUACGAGCGUAUACAUGGCACUAUUAUCGCGCCUAUAUCGAUAUCCAUGCUCUCCAGAUCUCUCUGCUCGGAGGGAGGAUCUUCUUCAAAGGUAUCAGAUACCAUGGAGUGAACGAAACUGUCCUGGUCCAUGGAGGCUAUGUGACUUGGAACUACUGGAAACGGAAAGUGAAGCAGUUGGGUCUGUCAAAGGAAGGAAUACCCGAUUCUCGACUUGGACAAGAUGCACGAGGCGAUGAUAGCGGGAGCCAGAAUGCUAGUCGAGAGAAGGGCAGCGUAGAGGGAGAUGACAAUCUUCCCUGCCGUAUUGGAGUGACUCUUUAUGGACUGGAAUGGUUUCUUUACAACAAAACCCCUGCAUACGACAGUAUUCUGGAAGGAUUCGGCCACCGUCCGGAGCAUCAGCCCUCCCCGAGUGAGAGUGAUGCUUUGUUUCCAUCUGUUUCAGGAGAAUCGAGCAGCUAUCAGAGUAAUACUCAAGGUGCUAUGAAAGAUGGGUUGGCGGCCAAGCGGACUUACACUAACUCUUCUUCCCCGACGAGUCCUUCCAUGGGAGCUGCGUCUCCUAAAGAUUCCUUUAGACCUACUAGAAAUGAUACGGCGUUUUCCACCAUCAGAGACGUUACUGAUGAUCAUCAACCAGAAGCUAGCCCAUCGAUUUUGCUCCAGCUUUUGCCGUUGAGGAUAAAAUGUACUAAGGGCGCCAUCGUUGUGGGCAACGAGAAUACGCGGACCGUCUUGACCACGACGUUUGCGAAGGCCAACGGGACGAUUGACGCAACAGAUGCUGGCCCACUUGACUUGUACAGGCAAAUAUUUGCUUUUGAGAUGGACCAUCCCGUGGUGCAAAUGCGGCCGAAUCCAGAUUACAAGCAGUCUCAGCUCUCGGCCGCCAAGGGGAUAGGCGCUCUAAAAGAAGAAAGCCCUGGAACUUCGUACAAGCCGACUUUCCACAUCAACUAUCAGCUUCGCAAGCAGAGACUGUGGCACAGUAUUCGUGAUCUUGUUCCGUACUUUCAGAAGUCGGUAGAGUCGUUCCAUAUCGGCCAUAGUGCAAAGGCAACAGCAGCGUCAGCAAAUCAACCAGGACAUCGCGGUGCGACUCGAUGGAUUGGAUUGACGAGGUAUCUUGACGAUGAUUACCAAGAUGAGCAUGAAGGCUGGAAUGAAAUCGAAUAUGGCAGAUUCUCGACUAUAAUGGAUUGUCCUCGUGUUUCCGUCAGUUACUAUUGGGACAUUCCCGGCAAGGUGUCCCCUGAGCAUGCCUUGCUACCAUCCUUGAAGGCACCGGGAGAUAUCAACGGAGCCCAUCCGCCAAAAUGGGGCCUAGAUGUGAAGGUCAACGGUGGCAUGAUAAAUUACGGGCCCUGGGCGGACAGAGAACGCGUGGGACUGCAAACUGUAUUCUUCCCGAAUCCAUACAGAAGCUCGGAGCCAGAGAAGCCGUUAAACGCAGGAGAAACAAGACGAAGUACAUCUUUCAAGCUUCUCAUAGAGAUUGAUGAAGAGACCACGUUGCGGAUUCCGACGAGGGAGCCAUCGAAAGACUGGCAAUGGAAGGGUCGCGCUGAUGCCAUAAAGGACGCAGCGAGGCUGAAGAAACAGAAACAGAAGAGAACCACCCGCAACAAUGAGGGAGAUAAGGGAAAUGCUGGACCAGAUAUACGUCCCUUCGGAUGGUUAUCACUUCGACUAGCACGCGACUCCACGAUCACAUACACUAUGGAUAUGGUUGCUUCCCCGACGGGAUACCGGAACCACGUCAACUUAGACCUUCGGGAUACGAAGUUGUCGACCAGUGUCAACCAUGGCUUACUCUGGCAGUGCCCGCGGCAAAUAGUGUCCUGUGACCUGUCCAAUCCACUCGUCUGGAAUAGUCCCCGUAAAUGGGAUUUCAACGUGGAAAGCAGUGAUCUGGAAUUGUUCUUGCUUCGUGACCAUAUAUUCUUGAUCACGGAUCUCGUGACUGACUGGACGACUGGACCACCUGCGGAUUACUAUACCUUCGUGCCGUUCACCUAUAACAUCAACCUUACUUUUACUGAUUUCAAACUGUUCGUGAACGUUAACGACUCGAAUAUCAUCAGUAACCCUUCUGAUCUGGAAGAUAACACUUUCGUGGUGAUAAAAGGGAAACGAUUGGCAGCAGAUGUUGGAAUUCCUAUGACCAAGUUCAGACCUGAUCUGAAUGCUGUGCUGUUCAACGUCAGUCUGCACAAAGGCGCUAUAGAUGUGGUGACGCCAGUGUGGAACACAUUGCGUACCUUUCUCACCAAUAAGUCGGUUGCUGUCCUGGAGAGUCUCGCCAUCGACGGAAGCUACACUUAUCAUCUCUCCACGUCUCCAGCACUGACGGACACUCUUGUGCUCAAUGUUGCAGGUUUAGGUCCCAAACUGUACCUGUAUGGUUUUCUGAUGCGGUACUUCAUGAAGAUAAAAGACAACUACUUUGGGGAAGAAAUGCACUUCAAAACGCUCGAGGAGUUCCAAGAGUCGGCCAAUUCGGAAAGUCCCACCGAACACCAUGGGCUCAAUCCGGGGAGAAAGUCCAAUGAUCUUGAUGUGAUCAUACAUGUCAGCGUCGAUAACGCUUGCGCUCUUUUGCCGGCGAACAUUUAUGACCGCCGAAACAGUAUACGAUUGACAACCACAUCUAUCGAGGCAGACAUGAGGUUCACAAAUUAUUAUAUGGAUUUGGAAACUUCUAUAAGCCCUCUGGAAGCCGCGCUAGAAACCAUCACAUCUGAAUCCUCUACAGAGAUAUCUAACGCACAACUAUUUAUCGACGGUCUCUCAAUUUAUGGUCAUAGGCUUUUUGGCCUACCUCCUGCAGAACCAACCUAUGUGUGCAACUGGGACUUCCGCCUCGGAGACGUUGCGGGAGAGUGUUCCGUGGAAUUCCUGAGACAUAUGGUGACAGCCAUCCGAAGCUUCGACUUCUCCCUUGACGACAAAGAAAACGCGCUUCCGGAAUUGUUACCAGUUGCUUUACACGAUGUCACUUUUCUGAGAGCUACAAUAGACUCCAUACACUUAUCGGUUAUUGUCGACGUCACGGCUCUUAUUUUGAGAACUGGUACGGUGACUCUGCAGUUUAAUGACUGGGCAGAUUUUAUGUUCUCGAAAAGACUCGAUGUUGGCGUGCCGAACUUGACUGUUGCUGCUGUCGAUCGUAGAUCCGCUGCACGAUUUCAAGGAAGGCAUUACGAGUCCGUGUUAACACAUGCCCUGUUUCGGACAGAAAUUGCCUUCAAAAUGGCUCAACGAAAGCCAAACUUCGAUGAGGAUCGCCGCUUACAACAGGAACAUAUUAGAGUACAUGACCAAAGAACUAACAGGACACCCUGGUUACUAUUUGAUAUGGAAGCGGCUGACACGGGCUCGUCGCAUCCAAACGGCAACAAAGUGGGCCCUCCCGCUAUGCCAGUUCCUUUUAUGCCAGACCCCGUUGCAAAUAUGGAUAGUAUCGUGGAUACCUUGUCUUCUCGAGGGCCGUCUAUAUUCCGGGGGAACUUGGGUCGGAAGAGCUCGUUCUUAUCUGAUUCUCCUAGCCUGAAUACAACCAGGAAUGCCACCGGACGAUCUGUCCGUGUGGCCUCUGACGGGCAGUCCAGUAGGCUAUCGAGCCGUGGCUCCCUUUUUCAUGAUGACGCCGGCCGGAAGAGCAGGACUCACCAGUCGACCCAUAUGAUGGACGGUACAUCAGCUCGAUACGGUGACACGAAUUGGAAGGACGCCCAUUCAGGUAUAAAUGGAGUUUCCAGUGCGUGGGCGAUGCCGCAUUUUGCUCUUCAUCAUGUGGAACCGGACACUAGUAAUUUGCCGUCGCUUCCAUCCGACGUGCAUGGCUGGAAUUCAAAUGCUGUCGACUACGGGGCCAUGGGCGGAUCUGCUUCUUUGGAAGAUAGCAGUGGCACUCAGUUAAACUUCUUCUGCGAGUUGUCGACAGGUCUGACAGGGUUCUGUGCGCCCGAGUUUCUACAUGUUGUAUCUUCAGUCGUCGAGGGGAUGCAGCCGGAUCACCCCGUGGAUGUUCUUGAUUCACUUCAGAUCGAUGUUAUGUCCGAUAUUGCCAACCAGGAAAAGUUAAUAGACAAGCCGAGAACGACAACGAGUAUCUCGAUUCGUGUUCCCUUGACGAGACUGAGACUUCUCAAUUCAGCGGCAUCUUCUGAUCCGAGCGGCCAGUGCCGAUUCCAUGAUGAGUACAACGUUGAGAUCUCGCGUCUUGCAACGGCAUUCAGAACCAAAGUGGAGCGUCGGAAGGAUGACCUCCAGGAGGGUAUACAGCGGAGCUUGGUCGUGCAUGCGUCUACUGAUUCCCUGUUAUUUGGCGUGGAGGGUAGACGCACUGAUUCUGCUCAAGGCAAGGCAGAAUUUAACUUCGUCGGAAGAGACAUGAACUUCUGGUUGGUGAUAGCGCCGGACGUGCGUUCUCAUCUUCAAAUGCGAACGAUCGAAACUGCAACUUCAAGCAAAUCUGUGGAACAGCUGGCAUUUCUAGUCAAGCGAACGACGACUAUGUUCGACUCGGUCGCGUCAUCAUUCCAGCACGCAUCAUAUGUUGGCGCCAGUCGAUCACGAUUAUUGAUCUACUCCCUCUCACAGAAAGCUCCAGGUAUACCAGACCCUUUAUUUUUGACACGGCCGUCAUACGUUUUGCGAGUUGCACGUACGCAUCUGAGACUCCAUGACUCCUGGAAAAUAAUUUCGCGUCUUCGCGCUAUCUACCAGAGUUUAUCAGUAGAUCGGCAGCGAGAAUUGGAAGGGAUAUGCGUUGAUACGAAAGCUAAGCUCCCAGAGAAUGCUAGAGAAACUGUUCUCUCAACUUUCGAUGAGUGGCGCACCUGGGAUCUGGCCCAUGUCGAAAAGAGCCAUAUAAUGAGAAAGGUCUGGGGCCCCUCUGUUGCCGCCAGUGAGGCUGCGACAUCACAGCCCCUGACCCUUUCGGUGGACGUGAGAACAUUCAGGUUCUCUGUUGAUCCAGGCCCGAGGGAGAGUGGGAUUACGGUUGAAAACUUGUCCACCGCCUUAGCUAUUGAGCCUCGAAAGGGCGAGGAUAUACCUGCAGCGCAGCGGCCAAGAACCGCUAUUGUUCUCCGAUCUUACUGCUCUUCAGCAGCGUUGCAAUUGCGGUGGGAGAUAUUGGAUCUGGUGGAAGUAGUGACAAAAACCAUGUCGAAUGUGACUUUGGAAUCUACUACUCCUCCCGGCGCCUCAGACAAUACCGGACCUGGACCUCUGGAGUUGCAGGUUGUCGUCGGCACGGAUCUCGGUACUAUCACGAUUGAGGGCAUUAACCUGCGAAUUGCCCUUAUUGGACAAGCUCUCAAGGGUUCUUUCGUGGGACAGACAGAGAAGGGCAACAUGUCUGAUGAACUCAGUGUGCUCCUCGCCGCAGAGGCCACUUCAGCAGAGAUCUCAGAUCGUUUCAAGUUGCUAAUCCUUGCAAGAGUCUGGGACCCUACUGUCUAUCUUUCCUACGUAUUACAAGACAAGGAAUCUCUUUUGGAGCAUGACUGGAAGAUUGCUGGAUCGUGCAAGAGGCUCCGAUUUGACACGAAAGAAGACCCUCUAGGUCUAGUCCAAGCGGCAGACAGGGUAGUCGAAGACGAAGUUAGAUACGUUCGCGAACUGAUGAGGAAUAUUGACGUGCCAAAGGCCCAACCGGCUCCGCCUGCAUCCAACGUGAAACGAAGCCAUCAUCAUUUCCAAGCUGCCACGUUCUUGGACGAUUAUCGUAUCACAUUCUCCCUCCUCCCAUCGUUGACUUACAUGAUUGCUGGAGAGGUCGCUCGAAUGUCAAUCGUCCCUAGAAGGGAUACUAAACUGGAGGUGGACUUUGAUGUAAAAUCCAAUUCCCACGUAUUCCAGUCUCUUGAAGGAACUACGUGGCACACGGUAUCCGCUCUACGGAUACCACCGAUCAACGGCCGAGUGCUUGUCAAAUUGGCUCCGGUCACAACUUUAGAGGCGGAUGUCACAAUUGAGCUUAUACGUCUGCAGGCUAGUGCAGUGCGGAGCCUGCUGAGCGCAGUAAAUGGCCCUGAAAUAUCGCACCUUGUUUCCGAUUUGAAAGAUAGUGUCGAUGCACUUCGCGUGCGCCUUAGCAACGUCCUCGACCUGGAGAAGCCAAAGACGCAGUUGAAGGCACCACCGGACGGAGGCGAUCUGCUCUACAAAGUCCGCCUUACGAUGGCCGGCAUGAGCAUUCAUGCGCGCGCUCCAGGUCUCAAGAGCAAGCAGUACUCCGCCGAUAUGGAGUUCAGCUUUGGGAUGGUACAGAUGCGACUUGAUAAUGGCUCGGAGCAAGGGAAGCCUCUCGACCUUCCGGAAUUCCAUGUUAAUGUCUCUCAGAUAAGCCUUGAUAUUAGGAAGAGAGACCAUUCUACGAGUCACUCUUACGGUAAUUUCGUUCUCGACGUCGGAGUUGUGGGCACGUCCAGGAUAAACGAGACAGGACAGCUGGUGCGAGCGUACUACUUGACCAGCAAGGGUCUUGAAGUUGAGCUUUGUGCCGUAACUGCGUCACUGGUUGUUGACAUUGCAGCUCAUCUACAAGAGCGGAUUAAGACACUUGACGUAUCUCAUGAAGUCAAGCGUUUGAAGAAGCUGCGGCAUCGGGCUCAGCCCGAGGCCAAGCCCAAGGCUGCUGAAGUGCCUAGCAUCGAAGUUCAGGAUGAGAUAAGUUCGGACAACCUUUUCAACGCCAUAUAUUCUGUGGAACUUUUCAACAUGCAAGUGAGCUGGAUUAUGGCAGGUAGCCAGUCAAGCUCACCUGAACGAGAACCAGAAGACCUGGUUUUCUCAAUCAGACAUGCUGCCGUAUCAACGCAGAAACAAAAUGCUGCGAAACUUCGCAUCGAGGAUAUGCAACUACAGAUGGUCCCGCAAUCCCAUGAUCGCAAGAACCGAACGUUGAACUCAGCCUUGAUGCCGGAGAUAGUUUUCAACGUGGCUUAUUUGUCAACGAAGAACGACAUUCGUCUAGCUUUCCAAGCCGCUGGAAAGUCUUUGGAUAUUCGAGCAACCUCCGAGUUCAUUCUGCCUGCCAGCCUGCUUCAGCAUUCUAUCGCUUCUGCGAGCGAGGAACUGCGGGAAGCGAACGCUAUAUGGGCUACGGCGCCUUCCCCAGUGAAUGAUAAAGAGCGCGGACUCUUUGGGAAUAAACGCCUCGCAUCCUUCCUUAUUGAUGUUGACUUCGCUGGUGCUAUAGUGACCCUUCAAGGAAAGCGGAUGGACCAUCAACAGACGAUGCUCACCGCCGCGUUGAAAGGCACUCGACCGCCAGAGGGUAGGUUUGGGCAAUACGUGCAAGGUGAGCCAGCGACUACAGCGUCGCUGCGUGCUCCAGGUGUUGCCCUGAAAGUUCAAUACGAAGACAAUGGGACAGACGAUCAGACCCUAAAUGCGGAACUCAAGGUUGACCCGUCGACGAAUGUGCUGUAUCCAACAGUUGUGCCUCUGAUCAAGCAGAUUAGUGCCAGCAUAAAAGAAGUUGUGGGAGAGCAAGAACGCGGCGCGCAAGAGUCGACAAGUAAACUCCAAGCCCAGAAGCUCAUGCCUGAUACAUCGCUGAGUGCCAACGAUCCUGAUACGAUUCUCGGGCGAUGCAAGCUUAACGUGGGCAUGUGGAUCUGCAAACAGGAGUUUAGUCUGAGUUGCCAGCCCAUUGCACGAGUAGCAGCCACUGCGCAGUUUGAGAGCAUCUAUAUGACGGUCAAUACUGUUCAAUCGGCCGAACAACGGCGGUUCUUUGCUAUCCUGGUGGCUUUCAAUUCUCUACAAGCCUCGGUGAAACACGUGUAUUCGCAUGAAUCGACAGCCAGUUUCGAAGUGGAAAAGAUGGUCAUGUCUCUUAUGAAUAGUAAACACGUCAGCGCUAACAACGGCAUAUCCGCCAUCCUCAAAGUGAGCCCACUGAAGACAUUAGUCAAUGUGAAGCAGCUGCAGGACUUCCUUCUUUUCCGAGAGAUAUGGGUGCCCUCCAGUGAUGAUCAGUCCGGCCCUGAGAGCCGUGAGCCACCCCGAUCACCGUCUUCAGAUAGCCAACCUUACAUGGUGCAACGGUAUCAGCAAGUCGCUUGUACAGGUGCCUUCCCGUGGAAUUCCACACUGGCCAUUGAUGAACUGGAGAUUCAACUUGACCUGGGCCAGACUGUAGGAAAGUCUCAGUUCACCAUCAAAGACCUGUGGUUGUCCUCGAAAAAGAACUCUGAUUGGGAGCAGAACCUCUGUGUCGGCUUCCGGACCAUGACAAUCGAAAGCAAAGGAAGGAUGAGCGGACUGGUGGAGCUAGCUAAUUUGAAAGCCCGCACAUUCAUCAAGUUUUCUGGGGACAGUCCAGUUCUGGGCCAGACGCCAUUGAUUCAAGCGUCCGUUGCGUUCGACUCUCUGCAGGCUAAGGUCUCCUUCGAGUAUCAGCCAUUCCUGGUAGCUGAUAUAUCUAUGUUUGAAUUCCUGAUGUACAACGUCCGGAAUACGUCAGGGCCGCAACAAGACCGCCUUGUCAGUAUUCUGGAAGGAGAAAAGGUUCAAGUCUUCUGCACGACGUUGACUGCAUCCCAGUCUGUGGGUCUUCUACAAGCGUGGCAGCGUCUGGCUCAGGAUAAACAGGCCGCGUAUGAAGCAUCGCUCAAAGACAUUGAGAGAUAUCUCCGUCGCAAAUCGUCUGUGGCCAGCGAAAAAAUCAACCUCCGCCCCGACGAUGCGGCCAGACGCAAAGAGGAAUCUGAAAAGGCACCGAUCUCGUUGCAUACUGAUGUAGUCGUGAGCAUCCGGGCGGUGAAUGUGGGGGCCUUCCCUAGCACCUUCAUCGACAGUCAACUCUUCAAGAUGGAAGCACUGGACACACAGGCUCGUUUCGCCGUUGCACUCGAGGACGGAAGGAUUCACAGUGCCUUGGGCCUCACCCUGGGACAGCUACGGGUGGCCCUCUCCAACGUCAAUCGGCCUAGUCUGCCUACGUACUCUUCGGACGAGCUGUCCGUCGACGAUGUUGCCAACCGUGGCACCGGCUCCCGAGGCGGCACGAUCCUGAAGGUGCCCCGUGUCGUUGCCAGCAUGGAGACUUGGCAGCGUCCCGGGACAAACGACAUCGAGUACAUCUUCAAGAGUGCCUUCGAGGGCAAAGUGGACGUCGGAUGGAACUAUUCACGCAUUAGCUUCAUCCGGGGCAUGUGGAUGAACCAUUCGCGCGCGCUUGCGAGCCGACUGGGGAAGCCCUUGCCGCCGUCCGCCGUCCGGAUUACUGGGGGCCCACGACCUGAGGGCGCGGGCGGCGAGUUCGACGAGCAAGAGAAGAUCACGGCGGUGGUGAACAUGCCUCAGUCACGAUAUACUUACCUGGCACUGGAGCCGCCAGUGAUCGAGACUCCGCAGCUCCGGGACAUGGGCGAAGCCACCCCGCCGCUGGAAUGGAUCGGUCUACACCGUGACAAGCUACCUAAUGUCACCCACCAGAUCAUCAUUGUCACCUUGCUGGAGGUAGCUAAGGAAGUUGAGGAUGCAUAUUCGAAGAUUCUGGGAUCCUCAUGAGGGUGGGGAAGACAUGAGCAUUACUGAGCAUUACGCUGCAUUAGUGAUACCCGGUUUCUCUCUCUUCUCCCCCUUCCUCCUCUUACAGGAAGGAGUUAGGCGUCAAUCAUUGUCAUCCUCAACGGGAUCAUGACCUAUCACCACCAAUGGCGUUGCAAGGAGCGAUCACUGUAUUAUUUGUCUCUUUGUAUUAUUGUCCAGUUUAGCAGCUAUAAAAUCCCAUAGGAACCAUGUGUACAGUAGAG